AUGCCGUCACAAGACUUGCAUACACGUGAGGAUAGGGACCAUCCCCAUCGCUCAGAGGACCGUAGGCAUGACUACAAGCGCCAGUCAAAUCGGGAAAGGGAACACGAUCGCUCAGAGGGCCAUUCUUCUCGACACCGGUCGAAUCGACAUGAGCAUGAUCGAGACAGACAUUAUCACCAUCACCACCGUCACCGUCAAGAUCGGCACUCACAUCGAAGCCAUCGUUCUUCGUACAGUGAUGAAAAAGGCAAUGAGCGACAAUCCCGAAACAAUCAGGACCAAGACUUUACGUCACAACUGGACACACGUCCUACCACAACCACGGCUCCUACGCUGCAAAGAGAUGAUUGGAUGUUAGGAGGUUCAGACUCAAAUACGGCCCAAGAUGAAGACAUGUUCAGUACUUUCGGUUAUGAUCGCACGAAGGCGUCUCGACCCGAAAAAGCUGACCCAGAAAAACUUCAAAUCAGCUCGCGGGAGCUGAAUCCGAUGUUUGUAAAUCCACCUCAUGGUGACGCAUCUCGAGGGGCGAGCCAGCCAAAGAAGCAAGAGUAUGGCGCUCCUGGUUAUAAAUGGCGCUUAAUGAAACUGCAGCGUACAUAUGACAUGGCGGACCAGCGUGGUGUGCCUGUGGAAGAAAUUGCCCUGGAACGAUAUGGUUCCAUGGAUGCAUUUAAUGAAGCACGCGCAGAGCGACAGUUCAUCGAGGAUCGAGAUCAAGGCAUUCCUUCAACGCAGGUAUCAAAGCCAUCCUCUUCUUCCGCUUUCCGGCGCCCUGGGCAAGCUACGUCUUCUGUCCCUUCUUCUUCCUCUUCAUCCCGUACCCCCUCUACCCGCUCUCCUGCGCCUUCUAUUUCUAUACCCAGCGUGAUGCAAUCGUCGCAUGCCACCAACUCUACUCGAACAGCAGCGAUGAGCAUCAGCGAUCUCAACAAACUUGAGGCACAGGUGCUUCGUGCUGAGCUUACAAAUCGCCCUGACGCAGCCAAUUUGCGAUCUAAACUGGAAGAGGCUCGUUCAAGCACCCUUGAGCGCGAUGCAACCCACCAGGUAGAAGUUGUUCCUGUGUUGGACGGGUAUGGUCGUCUGUAUGAUUUGGGCACAGGAACAAAUGAAGAUCAAAAUCCUUCAGAACGACCAAGCAAGCGCUCCAAGGUAGAAGCAGAACCGGAGGACUUGUCGUUGUCCGAACUUGUGCGCCAAGAGAAAUUUAGCGCAGGUCGGGCAGAUCAAAAAGAUGCUGAUGCGAUGCUUGCUCAUCAAAUUAUGGCAGAUCAAGGCUUUGAAAAUGAUUUGGACUACAUGGAUGAUGAGGCCAAGCGUUUUUCGCGUAAGAAAAUGAAAGACGAUGCUAUGAAGCGACUGUUUGCAGUACAAGACUUUGCACGUACAAAGCGCGCCUUAGAUGAGUGCCCCUUCUGCUGGCAAGAUGAUGGACGUACGCCUCCCCAGGCUCAUAUUGUGUCCAGUGGGACUUGUGUGUAUUUAGCAUUGCCAGAUCGCGAGCCGUUGGUUGAAGGGCAUUGCUGGAUUGUACCUAUGCAGCACCAUAUCAGCUCUCUUGAUGUGGAUGAAGAUGGCUGGACGGAAAUUCGCAAUUUCAUGAAAUGCUUGAUUAGCAAAGCUGCUGCACAAGGCCAAUCGAUGGUAUUUUUCGAGACUGUCAUGUCGCUUCGACAGCAAAAGCAUACCUAUUUGGAAGCGAUCCCGCUCCCUAAUGAUGUAUUUUCACAAGUGCCUGCUUAUUUCCAACAGGCGCUUAGCGAGGUUGAAUCGGAAUGGGCCGACCACAAAAGCGUAAUUACAUUCUCUGAAUCGCGCCCUUUUCAAGGAAGUAUGGUCUCCAGGUUGCCAUACUUUAUGAUUCAAUGGGACUAUAAGGGGCAGCGUGGCUAUGGCCAUGUGAUUGAAUCACGUCAAGGCGAUCCUGGCCGUUUUGCUCCCUCUGGCAAGGAUGAAGUUACAUACGAAGAUGGCGACCAUGUAGGUGGCACUGGAUUCCCAAAAAACUUUGCACAUGAGAUUCUAGGCAAUAUGAUGGAUCUGGAGCCCUAUCGUUGGCGACGUCCCAAGCAUCUAGCAGGUGCCUCUCAACAGAUUGAGCGCUUCCAAGCAACUUGGGCGCCCUAUGAUUGGACACAAGAGCUUUCAUAG
This is a messenger RNA of Malassezia pachydermatis, 2154 nucleotides long. RefSeq names its product complexed with cdc5 protein cwf19. Lineage: Eukaryota; Fungi; Basidiomycota; Malasseziomycetes; Malasseziales; Malasseziaceae. The coding region runs from base 1 to 2154 and encodes 717 amino acids. Gene Ontology annotation, cellular component: post-mRNA release spliceosomal complex. The record is from RefSeq and is a predicted model, not a curated record. Gene Ontology annotation, biological process: mRNA splicing, via spliceosome. The transcript is spliced from 4 exons.